AUGGCUGCUCACACUUACAGUAGUAUCAAUCACCCGGCGAAUGGGAUCGUGAGGUUUAGUUUGCUGCUGCUUUCCAUGGGCAUGCUGGGAGUAGCAUUCGCUUGCAAUGGUGGCUACAAGAUAACGUUGAAGAAGAUCGAAAACUGCGCCGGACCGGAUGCGGUUAUUACGGUCGAUGAGAACUUUACGGUCGUGCUGAACGAGAACUGUGAGAUACAGACCAGCGGAUGCGUGCACAUAAAGGACUUUAAAACGGGGAAAGCCGCAUACGCGAUUACCAAGAGUGGAAGAAAAGUGCUUCAGAGCUGGAUUGACAUCUGUGAUAAUUCGUCAGCAUCAUUCGGGAUGGAGCUUUUCACCCAGUUCCUGCGUAGCCUUGGUGUACCGGAAUCGUGCCCCAUGAGUGCGAGAACAUCUUGCAUCGAACCAAGCCAAGCGAUAAACAUCAGUGCCUUCAAGCAGUACCUUCGUCUUGUCCGGGGUGCUAUCGAUGUAGAAGUGGCCGUACUACACGAUUCGGGAGAAAGCUGCUUGAAGAUAAGUUUUGACGUCACCAAGUAA
Anopheles coustani is the source of this 561-nucleotide messenger RNA. RefSeq lists its product as uncharacterized. Bases 1 to 561 code for a protein of 186 amino acids. The transcript is spliced from 4 exons. The record is from RefSeq and is a predicted model, not a curated record. NCBI's taxonomy places the organism in Eukaryota, Metazoa, Arthropoda, Insecta, Diptera, Culicidae.